GCUUUUCCAUCAGCCAUUUCCUACUAUUUUUUUGUUUUCUUUUCUUUUCUUUUCUGCCAAACAGCCUUUGGUUUCAAUUCCACCUCUCGUUUUCUUUGUGCUCCAAACUUGUUCUUCAAAUAUGUCCCAUCCCUUCAUCAUCAUCAAAGAAGAACCAACCUCAAACAUCUCUCAGCUUCUCUCUGUGAAGAGAGACACAGAUAAAACAACAACAAACAACACCACCAACAAUGGCAGCUUGCACAGUGUACACAACAACACAAUCCCUCAGCACAAACUGCUGGAUCUCAUCUCCAUCAAAAUCACAUUUGGGUUAUUUUCCCCAGAAACAGCAGGUUGUUAUCUACAGGAGGAGGAGGAGGAGGAGAAGCACCACAUGUGUGAUAACAUGUGCAGCAGCAGGUGAUCAUGGUCAGACUAUAGUGAUUGGUCUAGCUGCAGAUUCAGGCUGUGGGAAGAGUACCUUCAUGAGAAGACUAACCAGUGUGUUUGGAGGAACAGCAGAACCACCAAAAGGAGGAAACCCAGAUUCUAACACUCUCGUUAGUGACACCACAACAGUCAUUUGCUUGGAUGACUAUCAUUCAUUAGACAGAUAUGGAAGAAAAGAGAAAGGAGUGACCGCACUUGAUCCUAGAGCCAACAAUUUUGAUCUCAUGUAUGAGCAAGUUAAGGCUCUUAAGGAUGGAUUUGCUGUGGAGAAACCCAUUUACAAUCAUGUCACUGGUCUCUUGGAUCCUCCUGAGCUCAUCAAGCCUCCCAAAAUCUUGGUCAUUGAAGGUUUGCAUCCAAUGUUUGAUCCACGGGUGAGAGAACUGUUGGACUUCAGUAUCUACUUGGACAUCAGCAAUGAAGUGAAAUUCGCUUGGAAAAUUCAGAGAGACAUGGCAGAGCGUCGACACACCCUUGAAAGCAUCAAAUCUAGCAUUGAAGCUCGGAAGCCUGAUUUUGAAGCCUAUAUUGAUCCUCAGAAGCAAUAUGCAGAUUCAGUGAUAGAAGUGUUGCCAAGCCAGCUCAUUCCAGAUGAUAAUGAGGGAAAGGUUUUAAGAGUGAGGUUAAUACAGAAAGAAGGGGUUAAGCAUUUUAGCCCUGCUUACUUGUUUGAUGAAGGGUCUACCAUUUCCUGGAUACCAUGUGGGAGGAAGCUAACCUGCUCUUAUCCUGGCAUCAAAUUCUUUUAUGGACCUAAGACUUACUAUGGUCAUGAGGUAUCAAUUGUAGAGAUGGAUGGGCAAUUUGACAAACUAGAUGAACUGAUUUAUGUUGAGAGCCAUCUCAGUAACCUCUCAACAAAAUUCUAUGGGGAGGUUACACAACAGAUGCUGAAACAUGCUGACUUCCCAGGAAGCAACAAUGGGACAGGUCUUUUCCAGACCAUAAUUGGGUUGAAGAUUAGAGAUUUAUAUGAGCAAAUAAUAGCCAGCAGGGCUAAGGCUCCAGUAGGAGCAGCAAAAGCCUAGAAACCCUGCCAUUAUACAUAUUGAACGAGGCAGGCUUUGGAACACUCCCACAAUCAUUUAUUCUAUUGUGUUUUCCACAUUCUCUGUAUUUUUUUGUUGAUUUGUCUAGUUUUAGGCUGUUCUUCAUGUAAACGAAAAUAUUCUGGAUGUACUUAUUUGAUCUGUUGCAAGUUGUUAAAUAGAAAAGCAAAAGCUGGGAUGGAGAUUUCCCAGAAGA
Prosopis cineraria is the source of this 1677-nucleotide messenger RNA. RefSeq names its product phosphoribulokinase, chloroplastic-like. Gene Ontology annotation, biological process: carbohydrate metabolic process. Gene Ontology annotation, cellular component: chloroplast; cytoplasm. Gene Ontology annotation, molecular function: ATP binding; phosphoribulokinase activity. NCBI's taxonomy places the organism in Eukaryota, Viridiplantae, Streptophyta, Magnoliopsida, Fabales, Fabaceae. The transcript has 5 exons. The coding region runs from base 231 to 1460 and encodes 409 amino acids. The record is from RefSeq and is a predicted model, not a curated record.